GACGGCACACAAGCAAUGGUAACACCACAGAGGAUCAGCUCCUGUUCCGGUCAGAGUAAGUGUGCCAGGAUGUGUGUUCUUCACACUCUCUGUCUACUGGUAAUCCCUGCUUUGUGUCACACGUCUCCGGACACCACCCUGAAUGAGCACUGGGAACUGUGGAAAAGUCACCAUCAUAAAAUCUAUACACAGCAGGGUGAGGAGGCCUACAGGAGGCUGGUCUGGGAGAAAAACCUGAGGCUCAUACAGAAACACAACCUGGAAGCUUCACUAGGCCUGCACUCCUUCACCAUGGGGCUCAACCAUCUUGCAGACAUGACAGAGGAGGAGCUAGAUGCCACUUUUGACUGCCUGAAAGAAGAGCCGGAUGCCCUCCAGUCUGGAAACUACACAUUCAAACCAUCACAAGACACCACCCUCCCCGAUUCCGUGGACUGGAGAACCAAAGGCCUGGUCAGCCCUGUAAGAAAUCAGGGCUCCUGCGGCUCCUGCUGGGCGUUCAGCGCAGCGGGGGCAAUAGAGGGGCAGAUGAUGCUACAAACUGGCAAGAUGAUACCACUCAGUCCACAAAACCUAGUGGACUGCAGCACCAGUUAUGGUAACCAUGGCUGCAAAGGUGGAUUCCGGUACAAGGCUUUUGACUACGUCAUUGAGAAUGAUGGCAUCGACUCAGAUUACUUCUACCCCUAUGAGGGAAAGGAUGGGAAAUGUCGCUACUCAGUUCAGGGGAAAGCUGGAUACUGCAGUACAUAUCAGGUCCUUCCACGGGGUGAUGAGAAGGCUCUACAGCACGCUGUUGCCACCGUAGGCCCUGUAUCUGUCGGUAUUAAUGCCACCCACUCCUUCUACCUCUACAGUGGAGGAAUAUUUGAUGAUCCACAGUGCACUUCUAACACUAAUCAUGCAGUGCUGGUGGUGGGGUACGGCACAGACAAUGGGCAGGACUUCUGGCUUGUGAAGAACAGUUGGGGAACAGCCUGGGGAGAAAGUGGAUAUGCUCGAAUGGCCAGAAAUAAAAAUAAUCGGUGUGGAAUUGCUAGCUUGCCUGUAUAUCCCAUACUGUGAUAUCACUGCCUAACUAGACACAUUCCAAAAUCCAUUCAAGUUUGCUUUAAUAUAAACUUGUCAUAUACACUUCUAUAACACAAGUCGUGAUGUAUCAAAUUAAAAAACUGAUUUACCAAGUAAAUUAA
Molecule: messenger RNA, 1193 nt
Organism: Scleropages formosus (Asian bonytongue)
Lineage: Eukaryota; Metazoa; Chordata; Actinopteri; Osteoglossiformes; Osteoglossidae
Product: cathepsin S-like
Exons: 8
Coding region: 16-1065 (349 amino acids)
Biological process (GO): proteolysis
Molecular function (GO): cysteine-type peptidase activity
Source: RefSeq, a predicted model, not a curated record